Molecule: messenger RNA, 3543 nt
Organism: Adineta ricciae
Lineage: Eukaryota; Metazoa; Rotifera; Eurotatoria; Adinetida; Adinetidae
Source: the annotation of a GenBank genome assembly
AUGACAUGUUUUAAAAUUACUCAAUUCGAAGACAAAUCGUCGAAUUAUAUGUCUGUCUUUUUAUUUCGUUAUAUGAUACCCAUAGGUGGCAUAUACAGACAAUUAACACAAACCGAACCCAUCAUUAAUUUUCCCUUGAAUCGGUGUAAUGAUUCGCAUGUGUAUCAAUGUCAGAAUUCACCAAAAUGCAUUUCAUUUCAUCGUUUAAUUGAUAGUGUACAUAAUUGUCCUUACAAAGACGAUGAAAAUAUAUUUCACUAUACGAAUCCUCAAUUAUUCGAAAAAAUUAAACAUAAAUAUUACGAUUGUUAUUCUACUAAAAAAUCAAUUCCUCAAGCAGCAAUUCAUAACGAAGAAUGUGAUUGCGGAUUUAGCGAACACGGUUUUUGUGAAGAUGAAGAAGAAUUCUUAAACUUUACGCGAAGAAACAUAUUCUUUCAAAUGAUGUGUGAUCGUUUUCAAGAACUUCAUCCAAUAAUGAUCGAUGGCAAAAAUAUGACAGAUGAAACAGAAUGUGAACAAUGGGAGUGUAAUAACAUCUAUACCCGAUGCGAUGGAAUAAUAAAUUGUUUACAUGGAGAAGAUGAAAUCGGCUGUGAUUCAUCAUCGUUAUUUAAUUGUUCGUCGAAUGAACUAAUCUGCGUCACUAAAAAUACCUCGAAGUUUUCUUGCUUAUCCAAUAGUAAAAUGAACGAUGGCAUAGUCGAUUGUCUCGGCGGGACGGAUGAAUCAAGUAUUUGCUCAUCCGUGAAUGGUGAGGGUGGUUUUUAUUGUAUGAAUAAUGACAAUUCAAUAUGUUUGAAUGUUUUCCAUUUAUGUAAUAAUCAUAGAGAUUGUCAAGAUGGAGAUGACGAACAAUUUUGUGUUGGAAAUUAUGAAAUUCACUCGUUUAUGUACAUUUGUAACUAUCACUACUCAGAGCUCGCUUCAAAUAUCGAAAAAUUCUUGUGUAGCUCGUCAAAAUUUCGUGAAAAAACAAAAUUUAAACAAUUUACAACUGAAGGAUUUCAUCAGUCAACUGAAAACGAAGUGUUUAAAAGAAUCAAUACAAAAAGUCACACACGAAUUACUUUACCAAAUGAUCGUCGUUGUCACCGUGGUCUUGAUGUACGUGUUUGGCUAAACAAAUCAUCUAAUCACUUUACAAGUACAUGUUUUUGUCCGCCCAGUUACUAUGGAGACGAAUGUCAAUAUCAAAAUCAACGUGUCAGUUUAGCCAUUCGAUUUCAUGCUUUAACACAAUCAAGACAAAUUCAAUUUGCGAUCUUGGUUAUGCUUAUUGAUGAUACAAACGAACGAAUGGUUCAUUCCUAUGAACAAUUUACCUAUUUAUCCAUUCGGGAUUGUAAAAUUAAAUUUAAUCUGUAUUUGCUCUAUUCAACUCGGCCCAAACAAUCAAACCGAACAUAUUCAGUCCAUAUUGAUAUUUAUCAGAAACUUUCUCUAGCUUAUCGAGGAAGUUUUCUCUCUCCAGUCAAAUUCUCAUUUUUGCCCGUUCACCGUUUAGCCUUUAGUAUUCGAAUUCCUUCAGAUGACUAUGAUGAUCAACAACAACAUGUCAGUUGUUCAAAGAAAUGUGUACAUGGAAAAUGUUUGAUCUAUCUGAAUAUCAAAGAAACUUUUUGUCAAUGUGAACAAGGCUGGUCUGGUCAAUAUUGUCAUAUUCCAUCUCAUUGUACUUGUUCGACAUCGAAUUCCUUAUGUAUUGGUGUAUCAAGUCAUAAUCGAUCGAUAUGUAUCUGUCGAGAAAAUUAUUUCGGUCAUCAAUGUUAUCUUCGAAAUCCAAUUUGUGAUACUUCACCGUGUGUAAACAAUGGUUUAUGUAUUUCAUACGAUGAUUUCAUGGUAUCAUCAACGGAACAAAAAUAUUUUUGUGCAUGUUCAAAAGGCUUCAGUGGAAGUCGAUGCGAAGUGAUUGAUACACAACUGAAUUUCAUCUUUGAGAAAAAUAUUCGUUUAUCUCAUUCGAUUUUCAUUCAUUUCUUCAAUAUUCUUUUAUAUACGGAUUCUAUCAAAGUUCCGAAACUCUCACCUGUAAGAUCCACAGCUUUACAAGCGGUAUCACAAAUAACUAAUUCGAUUCAAAUCUAUUGGUCAAAACCAUUUCACCUCAUUUUCAUCGAAACAUUGGAUAAAACUUAUUAUUUAACUGUUCUUCAACCGAUUUAUAAUCAUUCAAUAACAAUAAUUCGAAGAAUUAAUUCAUCACAUCGUUGUCCAUCAAUCGGUGAAUUAGUGAAUAAAACAUUUGCUCAACUUCAUGUUCUUCGUCGAAUGAAAUUGUAUCAUUUGAUUUGUCAACAACAUUCACCGAAUUUACAAUGCUUUUCUGAUGAUCUUCAUCUUUGUUUAUGUUAUGAUUAUGUACAGAGACGUUUAGCGAAUUGUUUUCAAUUCGAUCAUCAUAUGAAAUUCGAUUGUUACAGUCAAAAUGAUUGUGAAAACGGUGGUCAAUGUUUUCAAGAUUCACCCGAUUGUCCCAAGCGAUCGAUUUGUGUUUGUCGCUCAUGUUAUUAUGGAAAUCGAUGUCAAUUUAGCACAAGUGAAUUCGGUUUAUCCCUCGAUGCUAUUCUCGCCUAUCAUAUUAUUCCAAAUGCAAAUAUUUUUCAUCAAACGGCGAUUGUUAAACUAAGUUUCUCGUUAACGAUUCUAUUUAUGAUCAUCGGAUUCGUUAACGGUGUUCUUUCAUUGAUGACAUUUAAGAAUAAAAUUGUACUUGAAGUCGGAUGUGGCAUUUAUUUAUUAGGUUCAUCGAUAACAACAAUGUUAACAACGCUUUUUUUUGGAUUGAAGUAUUUCAUUUAUCUUUCGUCACAAAUCUCUCCGCCGAUAAAUCGGUCAUUCUUACGAGUGGAAUGUUAUUCAUUAGAUUUUCUUCUUCGAAUUUGUUUGAAUAUGGAUCAAUGGUUGAAUGCAUGUGUGGCAAUGGAAAGAGCAAUGACUGCGAUUCAAGGUGUGCAAUUCGUGAAGAAGAAAAGUAAAGAAUUAGCAAAAAAAGUUAUCGGUGUUGUUUUAGUGUUCAUUAUUUUAACAUCGAUUCACGAUCCAAUUCAUCGGGAAUUAUUCGAAGAAGAAGACAAUGAUGAUGAAAAUAAGAAAAGAAUCUGGUGUAUUGUCAAUUAUUCUUCAAAUUUACAAACUUAUAACCGAUUUGUAAAUUCAUUCUUGUUUUUUAUUCCACUUCUCAUUAAUUUGAUUUCGACAAUUAUUUUAAUCAUGAAAAAAUCUCGUCAAAAGUCGAAUCUUAAGAAACACCAACCCUAUACAACUAUGCUAUGCGAACAAAUCUUUCGUCAUAAACAUCUAUUAACCGCGCCUACUAUCUUAUUUUUUCUUGCAUUACCACGUCUGAUUCUCUUGUAUGUAUCUAAGUGUAUGGAUUCAAGUAAAGAUUCCUGGAUAUUUCUUAGUGGAUAUUUUGUCUCGUUCAUCCCACCAAUGAUUACUUUCCUGAUUUUUGUUUUACCUUCAGACUUCUAUCGGACAGAAUAUAAAAAAACCAUUGCUAGUCGAUCAAACGUCGUUUACCCCUUUUCACAAUGA